This is a messenger RNA of Cooperia oncophora, 528 nucleotides long. NCBI's taxonomy places the organism in Eukaryota, Metazoa, Nematoda, Chromadorea, Rhabditida, Trichostrongylidae. The record is from the annotation of a GenBank genome assembly.
AUGAAUCGAAGGAACAACGAAGCAGGAAGAAAGAUUCUCAAGCGUCAUACGGCACCAAAGUGUAAGUGCCAUGGAGUCUCUGGUUCGUGCAACCUAAAGACUUGCUGGAUGCAAUUACCAACGAUGCGACAAGUCGGCAACAUACUUCAGAACAAGUAUAAAAAUGCGAUUAGGGUUCAGGUGAAUUCCCGAGGUAACUUGCAAUUGGUCGCCGACCAGCAGCAAAAAGAAGCUCCAGAAGGCGGUGGAAAACGGAAAACGAGAGCGCUGCCAACAGAUCUCGUCUAUAUGGACGACUCGCCAGACUAUUGUAGACAGGACCGAGCGUCGGGAACUCUUGGUACACAUGGGAGGAUCUGCAGGAGGGGUGCAGACGGGCCUGAUGGUUGUGAUUCGCUGUGCUGUGGACGGGGCUACAACACCUAUACCGUGGAGCAGACAACGAAAUGCAACUGCAAAUUCGAGUGGUGCUGUAAGGUGGUGUGUCAGAUGUGUACGAACACCACUCAAGUCGAUAUUUGUAAAUAA